CUCACACCUGCCGUGACGAGCCGUGACAAGAGCAACUGCAUUCUUGACAAAAUGAUCAUCUUGAAAGCAUUUAAGGACCUGACUUUGAUGAAAAAGAUCCUUUAUGAAGAGCUACCACAGUCUAUUCGUGUACUUGCUGGAUUGCGUCAUAUCCUGCGAAACAACGUGUUUCAACUAAAGAUGUGCGUCGACUCCUGGCCUACGUUCAGCACGGCCAUCUGCUACCAUCAAAAGCAGAAUAUGCAGAUUGGGAGCAGUUUUGUGAAGCUUCCCCACAAUUACAGCAUCUUCUCCAAAAACCAAGACACUUUAAGAAGUCUGCUGAGCGAUGACAAACUUGUCAAGUGGAAGAACGAAAUUGAAUUUGGAGUUUCAAAUCAUCACUCUGAAAUCGUCCGCGAAAUUGCUUCUCUCAGAGGACUCCAUGUUGAGGAAAAUGGAGGUUACCAUUCCUACAUCAACUACAGCCCAGAGAAGUUGGAGAUGCCAGACAGAAAGAUGUCCACGCUAGCAACAUCUACUUUGAAUGAGUCCCAUGCAGAGCUUGUGGCCCAACAGUUUUCUUCUGAAGGAAGCAACAAGAUCAAUAUAGUGAAAGCAUACAUCAAACAUCUACCAAACUGCUCUGUGGUAGAUGAGAAGGGACAUCCCGUGUCUUGGAUGCUGACUGAUGAGUUCCAUUGCCUCAGAAUGGCUUACACUCAACCAAAGUACAGACGGAACGGUCACUAUCAAGAUAUGAUGCUUACUCUGGUCCGGGAAAGAAUAUCGGAAGGUUUUCCCGUCUACUGCUAUCUCCAAAAAGACAACGUGGCCUCUAUUGCACUCGCGAAUAAGGCUGGCUUCACCCGUGGUGAGGAGACAACCUUCAUGUACAUGAGUACAUCUGAGAAGUAAAUUAUCAGCCAAAAAUCUGUCUCUGUUUGGAAACCACAGACCUUGGAAUAAAAAUAAA
This is a messenger RNA of Syngnathus typhle (broad-nosed pipefish), 955 nucleotides long. RefSeq names its product glycine-N-acyltransferase-like protein 3. Lineage: Eukaryota; Metazoa; Chordata; Actinopteri; Syngnathiformes; Syngnathidae. Gene Ontology annotation, molecular function: glycine N-acyltransferase activity. The record is from RefSeq and is a predicted model, not a curated record. The transcript is spliced from 5 exons. The coding region runs from base 52 to 897 and encodes 281 amino acids. Gene Ontology annotation, cellular component: mitochondrion.